This is a messenger RNA of Pyrgilauda ruficollis (rufous-necked snowfinch), 3213 nucleotides long. It is a transcript of the gene UBA5, whose product is annotated as ubiquitin like modifier activating enzyme 5. Gene Ontology annotation, molecular function: UFM1 activating enzyme activity. The coding region runs from base 28 to 1227 and encodes 399 amino acids. Lineage: Eukaryota; Metazoa; Chordata; Aves; Passeriformes; Passeridae. The transcript is spliced from 12 exons. Gene Ontology annotation, cellular component: cytoplasm; cytosol. The record is from RefSeq and is a predicted model, not a curated record. Gene Ontology annotation, biological process: protein ufmylation.
GGGGCCGGGCACAGACGUGUCGCUGCCAUGGCGGAUCCCGGUCGGCUGGAGCGGCUGGAGCGGCGUGUGCGGGAGCUGGAGGAGGAGCUGGCCCGGGAGAAGCGCGGGCGGGCAGCGGCGCGGGCCCGCAUCGACACCAUGAGCGCCGAGGUGACCGACUCCAACCCCUACAGUCGCUUGAUGGCAUUAAAAAGAAUGGGAAUUGUCAAAGACUAUGAGAAAAUCCGUACCUUCACAGUUGCAGUAGUAGGUGUAGGGGGUGUUGGCAGCGUGACUGCUGAAAUGCUGACAAGGUGUGGCAUUGGUAAGCUGCUUCUGUUUGAUUAUGACAAAGUGGAGCUGGCAAACAUGAACAGACUCUUCUUCCAACCUCAUCAAGCUGGAUUAAGUAAAGUGCAAGCAGCAGAACAUACUUUGAGGGAUAUUAAUCCUGAUGUUCAGUUUGAAGUACAUAACUACAACAUCACAACACUGGACAACUUUGAGCACUUCAUGGAUAGAAUAAGUAACGGUGCACUGGAGGAAGGGAAGCCUGUGGAUCUGGUUCUAAGCUGCGUGGACAACUUUGAAGCUCGCAUGGCAAUUAAUACGGCCUGCAAUGAACUUGGACAAAUCUGGAUGGAGUCUGGAGUGAGUGAAAAUGCAGUGUCAGGACACAUCCAGCUGAUCAUCCCUGGUGAAUCCGCUUGUUUUGCGUGUGCUCCUCCACUGGUAGUAGCUGCAAAUAUUGAUGAGAAGACGUUGAAACGAGAAGGAGUUUGUGCAGCCAGUCUUCCUACAACCAUGGGUGUUGUGGCAGGAAUGCUUGUACAAAAUGUUCUCAAAUACCUGUUAAAUUUUGGUACUGUGAGUUAUUAUCUUGGUUACAAUGCGAUGCAGGAUUUCUUCCCAACUAUGUCUAUGAAGCCAAACCCCCAAUGUAGUGACCACAAUUGCAGAAAACAGCAAGAAAAUUAUAAGAAAAAAGAAGCUGCAAGACCAAAGGAAGAAGUAAUUGAAAAGGAAGAAGAAAUAGUACAUGAAGACAAUGACUGGGGCAUAGAAUUAGUAUCAGAAAUUUCAGAAGAUGAGCUGAAGGCUGCAUCUGGCCCAGUACCUGAGCUUCCUGAGGGAAUUAGUGUAGCAUAUACUAUCCCAGACAAGGAAGAGAAUUUAAUAACUGGGGAGGCAGUAGCAGAGUCUGAAGAAAGCCUAGAAGAACUCAUGGCCAAAAUGAGAAACAUGUAGAAAAACAAAUAUUAAGUGCAACUUUCAUGAGUUUGGAUGGACAUUGGAUUUUGAGAAGACCAGACUCCUUACUACUUUUUUUACCUCCAUUGAAGCUUAUCUUUACUUUUCUGAUGAAACAGAACUGUUACAGGGGCAGGAAGGAUGCAGACUUACAUCGUUUAUAUUCUGUUUUCUCAUAAUGUCUUUAUAUAGACAGCUAUAGAGCUGUGCUACUGUAAAUUUUAGUUUCUCAGCAUUGCUAGUGUCCAGAUAUUCAGUGGUAAAUAAAAGGAUCUGGAUAACCUAAAAAAGCAGGCACAGCACAUUAUAUACGCUAUCAUGUGAUGAGAACAGCACGUAGAACAGGCCAAGGGAAAGAUGAAAUCUGCUGGAGUGGGCUGAGUGGGUGAAGGGCAGAUGAUAAUGCCUCUCUCAUGAUGCUGCUCCUGAGUUUCCAGGCACUUUUACUUGGUUGUCAUUCACUGGUCUAAAGUCUUGGCAUGGAUCAUGCUGUGGCUACUUUUUUUGAGUAAUGAGAACAUAUGAGCCUUUUCAUCUGCCUUAAAUAUCCCUGGGAUGGAAUUUUCUUUAUCAGUGUCUUACUGCUGCUUGUCCUUAAACAGCUGCCUAUGUUUUGUAUGUGAUGUUUUCAGUAUACUGUAAGAAGGUGAAGUCUUUUGUUAUUAUCACAUUAGCAGCAUGCCACUAUUUUGUCUAGCAGAUGCUUUUCAUGACAAAAUUAUGAGCAACAUUGGAAAGAACUGGAGAUUCUGUCUACCUUUUCAGAAGUCUAAAUAUUAUAUUUUUGUUGGUUACUGAAAGUUUAGCUAUAAUUCUGAUCACUCCCCAUCACGUGGGCUAUAUUAAGAAAUAUGUCUGAGUUUGCAUAGAGAGUAUCUUAAAAUUAGAUUCUAUAAAUUUUUAGUUUUGCAAAUAUCUUCAUUGGAGUAGCUCACCUGUUGUAUUUGUCUUGUAAAUGACAUAAGUACAGUCGUACAACCUUUUAAAUGGCCACGUGUUAAACUGACCUGUAAAUAUUUGCAUCCUGGGGCACCAGUACCCUGUAGAACUGGAAGGAUCAGUUUCAAAUACUUUAACUACUGUGGACAUCUGAUCCAGAACUUGGUAAUUAUUUCAGCCUCAGCAGUAUAAUACAAGUAUUUCCAAUAUUGGGCUCUUCAAAAAACUUUUCCACAAUGUGAUGCAGCCAGCACAGAGCCAGCUAGUAUUGGUAGUAGUAUCCCACUAAAAUGAAAAGAGAUAGCAAUACCAUGGUGGUGCUUCUGUUUCUUAGGGCAGCUGAAUGAAUACCUGUUAGUUAUACUAAUAAUUAGUUUAAAAAAUGUUUCAUUUCUUAUUAAUGGUUACAAAAUUCAAAAUCAGUUUCCUCCACAGCUGACAUCAAAUUAUAUUUUAUGCAGAAAAGUCAUUUCUGAAACGAGUGAGGGAGAUUUUGGGUGGGUUUUGAGUGUGGGGCAUUAUACUGUAAAAUUGAAGUGGCUUUUUUGAAUUGAGUUCUGUUUUGGAGAAACCAGGUUUUAGAAAUGAACUGCAAAGAAAGAUAGGAAAUAGAACAAUGAGACCAUUAAAAAGGUAGAUACUUGAAUCUGUGUCAAUAAGUCCACGUUAGCUUGAUCCAGUGUCAAUUUAUGUGUUACUUACAUUUCUGUGUGACUUUCACCUUUCUGUUGGGAACAAUAGAAGUCAGGCACACAGCUGUGUGGAUCUGGAGAUCCUGAGGCAAAUGGCUGAUUCAUUUCCAUACCAGCUCAGUUCCUCCUGACUCUUUACUAUUUGGCUGACAUGGCUGCUAUCACAGGAUUGACAGCUUUAUGAGAGGCAACUUCAAGUACACUUUCAUGAGGGAAUUAAUACAUUUUUGUAUGCCCUGUUGGAGAGUACACAAAAUGGUUCCUGUGUUACUUUUAGACUUUCAACUUGUAUAUACAAGAAAAAUUUGAAAUAAUCAGAAAAUGAAUAAUUGUGUGAAGAUAAUUGUAUGUG